This is a messenger RNA of Rhea pennata, 2701 nucleotides long. RefSeq names its product acidic leucine-rich nuclear phosphoprotein 32 family member B. Bases 89 to 880 code for a protein of 263 amino acids. NCBI's taxonomy places the organism in Eukaryota, Metazoa, Chordata, Aves, Rheiformes, Rheidae. Gene Ontology annotation, cellular component: nucleus. The transcript is spliced from 7 exons. The record is from RefSeq and is a predicted model, not a curated record. Gene Ontology annotation, molecular function: histone binding. Gene Ontology annotation, biological process: regulation of apoptotic process.
UCUAUAUAAGCGGCGCGGGCGGCGGCGGCGCGGUGCUGGCGCGGGCUCCGGCGGGACGCGGCGGCGGUUUCGCAGAGCGGGCGGGAGGAUGGAGAUGAAGAAGCGGCUCACGUUGGAGCUGCGGAACAAGAAGCCGGGAGAGGUGAAGGAGCUGGUUCUUGAUAACUGCCGUUCAGAUGAUGGGAAGAUCGUUGGGCUCUCCUCAGAUUUUGAGAACCUGGAGUUCCUCAGCAUGAUCAACAUCAACUUGCUGUCUGUCUCCAAUCUCCCCAAGCUUAACAAACUCCGCAAGCUGGAGCUGAGUGAUAACAGGAUUUCUGGUGGCCUUGAAGUUCUAGCAGAGAGAACUCCUAACCUGACACACUUGAAUCUAAGUGGCAACAAGAUCAAAGACAUCAAUACCCUGGAGCCCUUGAAAAAGUUGCCGAACCUGCAUAGUCUGGACCUCUUCAAUUGUGAGGUGACAAUGCUGAUCAACUACCGAGAGAGCGUGUUCACCCUCCUGCCCCAGCUCACCUACCUAGAUGGGUUUGAUGCUGAUGACCAGGAAGCCCCUGAUUCAGACCCUGAAGCAGAUGGGGAUGGAUUAGAAGAUGAAUAUGAGAAUGGGGAAGAAGGUGAGGAAGAAGAUGAUGAUGAGGAGGAAGAUGAUUUGGAUGAAGAAGUUAUUGAUGAUGAGGAAGAUGAAGAUGAUGAUCUGGAAGGUGAAGAGGAGGAAGAUGGAGUAGAUGAUGAGGACGAAGAUGAGGAGGAAGAUGGUGAGGAAGAUGAAGAGGAUGAAGCCGAUGAUGACCUUCCGCGAGGAGAAAAGAGAAAACGAAAUCUAGAGGAUGAAGGAGAAGAAGAUCCAGAAGACGAAGAGGAUGAUGAGGAUGACUGAUCCCAGCGAGCCAAUCAGUUUUACAGACUAUGACUGUGCUUGUCUUAACCUCCCCGUUGUGUCUAUGUGAGACUGUAAAUCCCCAUCUCCCAGUCCUCCCCCCUUUGUAUGGCUGCAGCGUCCACAAUAUAUUUUUUUAAGAUGUAGAAUACUGUAGGCAUUCAGGGGAAUCUUCCAUACAAGGCUCAUUCUCACAAGUAUCUCAUGACCAAAGGCUUUCUCCGUUCUGUGGUUUGUGCAGCAGUUUGCAAAAAAAAAAAAAAAAAAAAAAAAAAAAUUCCUCCUAGGGUAUCUUUCGUGUCUGAAAUCAGCCUUGCCACACACUGGACCCAGAGCUCCAGCUCGCCACCCUGCUUGACAACCAAGAAGGCGUGUUUGCUUUCCGCAUGCCCUCAGACCAGCUUUCUGAAGACGUUUGAGCCAUCUUGAGCAGUGGGUGCAAAUCUGGUUCAUCUAAAUGGACUCAAAGUAAAUGAUUACUGAGGUCUCUGUGAUCAAAAAUAAUGGUGAUGUGAUCUCUGGAGAUGCUUGAAGAUACUUUAGUGCUGGGGAUGUGGGGUGCCUGGGUUUAUUGGGGAGGGUGGCUGGCUGCUUGCAAGACCUGGUACCUCUGAUGCACCUUGCAGUAGCCCUGCACUUGCUUUCCUAUUUUUUAUAAACUGGAAUAUUUUUCCCAUUGGCCACUGAAUAUCUCUGACCUGGACAUUCAAGUAAGUCUGCUUUGUGGCUGUUAGUGUCUUGCUGUGAUGAGGCUUUUCCUCACCCUGUAACAGUUUUUCUUUAGGAAGAGAUAGGAAAUAGCAAGUUAAGGGAUACUGCACUUCUGUCAAACUCCAUUUCGCACUGUACAGAACACAUUCAACCAGUAUCACUGUGAUGCACCUAACUCGGCAUUCCCCGGGAGACCGUGUUAGCCUAUAUAUUCUCAGGGUCCUUCUGCUAGCCAGUAACAGCUCUGGACAGUUGCCUCAGUGCUAGCCUGAUGUAUGCAUCCUCCUUUUUCCUUUUCAGUGUGAAGAGAAGUGCAUUGAUCAGAAAUCCAGCUCUUUCCCAUUCAUACUAUUUAUGCACUACAGGAAUGCAGACAGUGCUGUGGAGCAUGUGUCCCUCUGGUCCAUGUUUUCCAGAACAGGGAGGGGGGGAGAAUCCAGCCAGGUUGUAGCUCUCCACCAUAGGGUUUCUGACCUCUAGCUCUUCCUUCCUCUGCCUUGAGGCGUUUGGACGGCACAUUUGUUAGCUUCUGGAGAGAACUCUGGCCCUGUGGCAUCCAGGGAUAGUAACUGUUCAGUAUUGGGUGCCUGAAGAUGCAUGCUCAGGCAGGAAUAACUCCAGUUCCACCUGGGUAUGUAGAGACAGUGUUGAGGCUCUCCACUGGUGCAGAUGCACUGGCACUUUGUGGAGUUCCUGGUUGCUCUGGGCAAUCUUUCAGCACCCAGCACUUGAAGGUGAGCUUCACAGCAGUUCCUUCAGAGGAGUGUUGUGUGUUGCAGCACAUCUAAGUUUCUGUUGCUUUGUUCUGUUCUUGCUGUUGUCUCUUGCAUUGUACAGUAGCUAUAACCAUUCAGAGAACUACUCCUGUAAAAUGCAAACUGAGUAACUUAUAAAAUGUUAAAGGAAUUUAAAAAAGAAAUUUCAGAGCAGCAGUUACUUCUAAUUUUUCCCUGCAUUUUUAGCAGAUUGUAUGGAUUUUAUAUUAGCCUAGUAACUGUCAGGUUUUGAUUGGUCAGACUAGUCCCAGAAAUAAGGAUCUCCAGCCCUUUUGUAUCUUUUGUUACAAAAUUUGGAUAAAACUUUUAAUAAAGACUUCAGUUUUUAAAAAUC